Uranotaenia lowii is the source of this 3232-nucleotide messenger RNA. RefSeq lists its product as uncharacterized. The transcript has 8 exons. NCBI's taxonomy places the organism in Eukaryota, Metazoa, Arthropoda, Insecta, Diptera, Culicidae. Bases 599 to 1630 code for a protein of 343 amino acids. The record is from RefSeq and is a predicted model, not a curated record.
CAAACUAUUAUUUUCCGACGCGGAGCCCCCGGACUGUGUGCUGUGGUGUUUUGGUGUUGUGUGAGCUGGGAAUUGCAUUGUGAGGACGGCUCAAGUAGUCUACCAUUCAGCAGGCAAGUUUGGCCGAGAUAAGUUGCAUUGAAGCGUGUGUUCCGUGGCGAGUUUGUUGUGUUUUUUUUCUACUAUUACUACUCUCCGUGUACCUUCUGUUGAGUGUCGAGUUGUUUAUUUUUAUUUCGGCUGUGAUCCUACUCGUGUGCAGUCGUUGCCGUCCGUUUGCAUUUCGUGAGUUUUUCGUGUGGAGAUUAUCGAGCGGCAGCUGAAGCUCUGACGCCGUAAAGUGCAGCCAGCGUGUGGUGAGUUGAAGCUUAGCGCGACCCGGCUGACUCGUGCCUUACUACUCUUGAAGUGUCGCUCUAGCGAGCAAGUUGCGCCCUGUUUUUCCGUCCGUCUACGGGAGGUGAAGAAACAAGAAUUGAUAUUGUUAACUCCCGACUGUCCCCGUAACCUAUUUAUAUACUCAUCGUGUCAUCCCUAAGUUAUUCUAGUUCAAUAGUUAUUUAAACUUACAUACACACUAAGCACACACUUACUCACAAUGAAGCAACUACUAGUGAUAUGCAGCUUGCUGGGGGCGAUGGCGCUCGCAAUUCCGGUUCCGGAACCAAAUCCGGAUCCCGCACCUGCACAGGAACCAAAGACCGAUAUCGAACUGAUGAAGAUCCCGCUGGAGGGCGAUAAGGAACUCGACGUGAUAACUCUGGUCAAUUCGGACGAUCAGAAGAUCAACGAACGAAACAAACGAACCAUCGGCAUCUUGAGGGAACUUUUUCCAACCAUCUCGCAGAUCACCAGCAACAACGACAACUUGAACACGCUGGAAUCGCUGGAUCUGGCCGGCCUGAGCGAUACGCUAAACGCCAUCCGGGUGGCCCGAGCAGUCGAAGAUACGAAGAGUCUGACCGACGACCAGAACGGUGCCGAAUCGCAAUCGUCCGCCGGCAAGAGCUCGGCCCUCGAUGAACUGACGCUGGACUCCGAGGGCGCCGACGAGGAUCGUAAUAAGAGAUUCCUAUCCUUUGGCGGUUCCUCGGGAGGAGCUGGAGGCUCGGGUAACUUCCUUUUUGACAUCAUCCGUCAAACCGCUGACCGGGCCGCCCGAGCUGCCGGAACCGUGUACCGGGUGGUUGCCGGAACGGACACCCUGACCCCAAUACCAGUGACAACCAAGGGAACAAGUGGUAGUGGAAGUAGUAGUAGUAGUAGUAGUGCCAAGACCUCGACGACUAAGACGACUGCCGAAAACUCUGCGAGAUCGACGACGAGCGCCCGAUCGCUCGGCCCAAGCUCUUUCUCCUUCACCAACACCGCUAGCUCUAGUCACUCUGCGCUUGUCUCGGGCAGUUCCGGAACCGAACAGAGCGACGAGAAGGCCAACGCCCCGGAUGAUGACCACGAACUGGGCAAGGGAGACGGCUACACCGAAGGCAUUCCCGGACCGGUAACCCGCCUGUUCGUGCUGGCCAACCGUGGUCUGUCGAAUCUGAUUCAGGAUUUGAUUCUGCGAAUCGCUCAAACCAGUGAACGAGUGGUGAACUUCAAAGCACGUCUGAUUACGUCACUGAUCUAAGUGUGGAAACAAGAGAAGUAACGCUAGUGAAGGACGAAACUUGCAGUAGAAGACUCCCAUAUCCUGUGCGUCCACCGGAGAUUGAACGAAACUCCGGCCAUCCCGUCCAGAUUUCCCCUCACAUCUGUACAGAGCAACGAAGCCCAGAAACCUUUUCCCGGGACCACCAAUUCCAACUUUAGUAUCAAUUUUUUGUGUUCUAGUAUGUGUUCUAUCCAUCAAGCGCGAAUUUUCAACUUAGGCCUCAAUUCUGCGUACGUGAAGUCUGACGAGCGCUCGAUUUGUUUGUAAAUACCGAUUCAAAAGAGUAUCAAAUGCAGUAGCACAAUAUCAACGGAAGACAUCUAGUGAGAAGUAGCGCAAAUCAGACUCUCCAACUGCCACUAUUGCCGAUCUGUGCUCUCAUUUGUUACAAACAUCUCAUCUCAAAAUCCUGUUUUCAUCGCAAACUCAUCACUCGACUAUGAUAGAAGGCACCUUUUGUUUACCUCACGAUAAUAAAAAAAAAUCUACUUCUCAGUUGUCAUACGAUUGCUCAAAACAAGGUUGUGUGUACUAACCAUUUUUAUUUCUUGUUAAACACCUUUAAGUCAAUUUUACUAAUCAAUAUUUACCUGUUAGAGUACCUUUACUAUGCUCAUCUCAAUUUGCUCAAUUUCUUUUCUAUUUGGAUAUUUUUAUGGAAAUGUAGACAAACGAACUCGCUCUUUCCAAAUUUAUUCUCUAUCUAUUUCCUAUUCUAAACGACAGCUAGAGUAACUUUCUUUACGACUCUUUAGAAUAUAAUAAAAUGACUCUCUUUUUGCCGUUUGCUCCGUACUGCUUUCGUUGAUCGAACAAGUAAACAUCUAUCGUUCUCCUUUUUGUAAUUAUUGAACUUCAACUUUUCAACUUUUAUUCAAGGUAGCAGCAUGAUUGAGAGAGAAUGUAAGCAAACCAACCUAUAAUUUUAAGAGAGAUAGGGUGUAGGAGAGAUUAAGAGCUUUUUAAAUUAACGGAAGUCCCUAAAUGGAGACACAAAAAAAACACGUUUAGUUAAAAAAUGAAACCAGUCCGUGGAACUGUUCUUCGAACAAAUCUUUUGUAAAUAGGUUUAUACUUCAAUUUUCCAACUCUCUUUGCUUAUCUGUUGCGAAAUUCAACGAAUCAUCCAUUGUGCAUUUUUUUUAUUUGUUUUGGUAAGGAAUGAACAAAAAUUUCUACGUCGCCAGCCAAUUGCCUCUUUUCCUCUUUUCUCUACUUCGCUUUCUCUAUUAUUUUCGUAAAAAAUAUAGGCAGAAGGAAUAAAUUGUUAAACAAUCUUUGUAGGUUAGGAAACACGGUAAAUCAUCAGAAGACGGAAGAAAAAAAAAAUAAACGGAUAGGCAUAAACAAACAGCAAAUGAUAAGGUUUUUGUUAACUAUCCAGUGUUAUUUUAUUAAUUUAAAAAGGAAUCAAGAACCUGUCAAAAACCAUCUUCCUGUGAAUCAGAACUUCAGGCAAAGUAAGGAUAAAAAAUUCUAAACGAAGAAAACUGAUCGAUGAUUUAAAAAAAAACAAAUUUCUACAAAACAUUCAACAGUGAAAAUUAUAUGAAUAAAACGAUUAUGUAUUUAUAAAAA